Molecule: messenger RNA, 1074 nt
Organism: Zymoseptoria tritici IPO323
Lineage: Eukaryota; Fungi; Ascomycota; Dothideomycetes; Mycosphaerellales; Mycosphaerellaceae
Exons: 1
Coding region: 1-1074 (357 amino acids)
Molecular function (GO): nitronate monooxygenase activity
Source: RefSeq, a predicted model, not a curated record
AUGGAUCGCCUCAAAGCCGACUACCCCUGGACCCUCUCCCCCCUAAUCUCCCUCGCUCCCAUGCGCCUCAUCGCCCUCUCCCACCUCGCAACCGAAACUUCCCGCGCCGGCGGCCUAGGCUUCAUCGGCGCCGGCAGCUCCAUCUCCUCCCCCUCUCUUCCCCACCUCCUCUCCGAAGCCCGCUCUCAGAUCGCCUCCUCUCCCAACCUCCGCUCUGUCCCCGAUGUACUCCCCAUCGGCGUGGGAUUCCUCCUCUGGGCGGGCGAUGAGUUACUACAAGGUGCCCUACCCCUGUUGGAGGAGUUCAAACCCGCGGCGGUGUGGUUAUUCGCUCCGCAUGAAGUGUCGGAUUUUGAGACGUGGACGAGAGAAGUGAGGAGGGUGACGGGGGGAAAGUCGAAAGUGUGGAUUCAGAUCGGAACGGUGGAGGAAGCGGUGGAGGUGACGAGGAGUUGUCAGCCGGAUGUGUUGGUCGUGCAAGGGCAGGAUGCUGGUGGACACGGGUUGGAAAAGGCCGCUGGACUGAUCGCUUUAUUCCCCGAAGUGGACGACGAGGUGACUCGACUGUGCGAAGCGGAGGGACUGACGAAACCGGUUCUGGUCGCGAGUGGAGGGAUCAUGGACGGCAGGGGAGUCGCGGCGGCGAUCGCGCUGGGAGCCGCGGGGGUCACGCUGGGGACGAGGUAUUUAGCUGCGCCGGAGGCGAAUUUGCCGAAAGGGUAUCGCGAUGCGGUGGUGAAGGCGAAGGAUGGGGGCGUGACGACGAAGCGGACGAAGUUGUAUGAUCAGUUGCGUGGCACGAGAGAUUGGCCGGCGAGGUAUGGAGGGAGGGGGGUGUUGAAUUAUAGCUGGGAGGACGCGGAGAAGGGGAUGAGUGAGGAGGAGAAUCAGAGGUUGUAUGAUGAGGCGUUGAAGAAGGGGGAUGAGGGGUGGGGGGAGAAUGCGAGGUUGGCGACGUAUGCUGGGGCGGGAGUGGGGUUGAUCAAGGGGCUCAAGUCGGCAGCGAGGAUUACGGAGGAGGUGAGAGAGGAUGCGAGGAAGGUGUUGAAGACGGUGGGAAAUAUCCCGUCGUGA